Molecule: messenger RNA, 2240 nt
Organism: Fukomys damarensis (Damara mole-rat)
Lineage: Eukaryota; Metazoa; Chordata; Mammalia; Rodentia; Bathyergidae
Gene: Ltf
Product: lactotransferrin
Exons: 16
Coding region: 56-2056 (666 amino acids)
Biological process (GO): antibacterial humoral response; iron ion transport
Cellular component (GO): early endosome; extracellular region; recycling endosome
Source: RefSeq, a predicted model, not a curated record
AGGGCAGCACCAGGGCAGAGCCCUGGCUGGCUGGGUCACUGUCACAGAAAGCACCAUGAGGCUCCUCCUGGCUGCCCUGCUGUCCCUGUCCCUCGGGGAUCUUGGGCUGGGCCGGGCGCCCCCCAAGGAGAACGUGCGAUGGUGUGCCAUCUCCCAAGACGAGGUGACCAAGUGCUUCCGGCUGCAGAGGAAUAUGAAGAAAGCGCGGGGCCCUCCAGUCUCCUGCAUCAGGAGAGGCUCCUACCGUGACUGUCUCCAGGCCAUUACGGCCAGCAAGCCCCAGACGCACUAUUACGCUGUGGCCGUGGCCAAGAGGAGCAGCAACUUCCGGCUGGACCAGCUGCGGGGCCUGCGCUCCUGCCACACCGGCAUCCGCAGGACCGCGGGGUGGAGGGUCCCCAUAGGGGUUCUCCGCCCGUUCUUGAACUGGACUGGACCCCCCGAGCCCAUCGAGGCAGCUGUGUCCAGGUUCUUCUCAGCCAGCUGCGUUCCUGGAGCGGAUGGAGCUCGGUUUCCCAACUUGUGUCGCCUGUGUGCAGGGACAGGGAAAGAUAAAUGUGCCUUCUCCACCCAGGAGCCCUACUUCGGCUACUCUGGAGCCUUCAAGUGUCUCAGAGAGGGGGCUGGAGACGUGGCCUUCAUCAAGGCAAGCACAGUGUUUGAGGACCUGCCAGACAAGGCCCAGCGGGAUCAGUACAAGCUACUGUGCCUGGACAACACCUGGAGGCCCGUGGACGAGUAUAAGCAGUGCCACCUGGCCCGUGUCUCCUCUCACGCUGUCGUGGCCCGCAGUGUGAACGGCAAGGAGGACUUGAUCUGGGAGUUUCUCCGCCAGGCGCAGGAAAAGUUUGGAAGAAACAAGUCAUCGGCAUUCCAGCUCUUUGGCUCGCCCCCGGGGAAGAAGGACCUGCUGUUCAAGGACUCUGCUCUGGGCUUCGUGCGGGUCCCCGAGAAGAUAGACGCUGGGCUGUACCUGGGCUUUGGCUACCUCUCCUCCAUCCGGAACAUGGAGGAAAUUACCCAGGUGUUGAUUUCCUCCGAGUGCUCAGCUCAAACAUGGGGUUUCGCGGGGGCCCGGGGAGAGAAGGCACCCCUGGGGCUGUGGAGACGGAAGGUUAGGAAAGAGCCUCUGUCUCCACAGAAAGGUGAGGCGGACGCCAUGAGUCUGGACGGAGGAUUUAUCUACACCGCGGGCAAGUGUGGCCUGGUGCCCGUCCUGGCCGAGAAUCAGAAAUCCCAAGCAAACCCAGGCUCCGACUGCGUGAACAGACCGCCGGAAGGGUACCUCGCUGUGGCGGCCGUUCGGACGUCAGACUCUGGUCUCACCUGGAACUCUCUGAGAGGCAGGAAAUCCUGCCACACAGCGGUGGACAGGACCGCAGGCUGGAUCAUCCCCAUGGGGCUGCUCUUCAACCAGACCAGCUCCUGCAGAUUCGGCGAAUUCUUCAGUCAGAGCUGUGCCCCAGGUGCUGACCCCGCAUCCCCUCUGUGUGCUCUGUGUGUGGGCAAUGCCCAGGGAGAGAACAAGUGUGCAGCCAACAGCCAGGAGCGCUACUACGGCUACACAGGUGCCUUCCGGUGCCUGGCCGAGAGGGCUGGAGACGUUGCGUUCUUGAAGGACUCCACCGUCCUGCAGAACACGGAAGGAAAGAGCCCCGAAUCCUGGGCCAGGGACCUGAAGCUGGCGGACUUCCAGCUGCUCUGCCUCGAUGGCACCCGGAAACCUGUGACCGAGGCUCGCAGCUGCCACCUGGCCAAGGCCCCAAACCACGCUGUGGUGUCUCGGAAAGAGAAGGCAGAACUCCUCAAACAGGUGCUGCUGGACCAACAGGCUCGAUUUGGAAGAAGCGGAUCCAGGUGCCCGGGAGAGUUUUGCCUGUUCCAGUCUGAAACCAAAAACCUUCUGUUCAACGACAACACGGAGUGCCUGGCCACACUGCGCGGCAGACCCUCCUAUGAGGAGUACCUGGGCCGGGAGUACGUCACGGCCACCGCGAACGUGAAGCGCUGCUCCACCUCCGCUCUCCUGGAAGCCUGCACUUUCCUCAGCCAGUGAACCCCAAGGAGACACCCCUGUCUCCAGCGUCCCCUCGCUGUCCCCUCUGCCAAGCCCCUCAGCCCCAAUCCGAUCGGAUCCAGUGCUGGGAUCACAUCUUCCUUGCCCGGGAUGAGGGUCCAGUCCCUCUGCUUUCAUCGCUCCCUGCUGUUGCUUUAGGAAGAAAUAUACUUUGUGACUGAAA